Molecule: messenger RNA, 1443 nt
Organism: Besnoitia besnoiti
Lineage: Eukaryota; Apicomplexa; Conoidasida; Eucoccidiorida; Sarcocystidae
Product: SAG-related sequence
Exons: 3
Coding region: 1-1443 (480 amino acids)
Cellular component (GO): membrane
Source: RefSeq, a predicted model, not a curated record
AUGGCGUCUCCUUCGAAUGUGCAGUGCUCAGUCGCCCCGCUGCGGGGCCUGUGCCAGAGUUUGCCUGGAGGACAGUACCAACGACGGCAGUCAACUUAUUCUUUCAAAGCGGUUACAGUAAUGCUAGUUGCAGUCAGUGCUACCUUACUCCAGCCUUCUUCGAUUUCCUUUGAGGCAGCAGCUGCCGCAGAAGUGCAGAAGUCGAAAUGCGCGGAUAGCGAAGGGGGCGUGCAGUGCAGCUGCUCGAAGGAAGAUCCGUCAAAGGAUCUGGUGGCGCUGUCUACGACCAUUACUGACAAGAGGAGUGAGAUGGAGCUGAUCUGCAACGAUAGCUUGCAGCAUUCGCCAAGGGAGCUGAAAAGCACCUUCGUUUGCCCGGCAACGACCACCGAUCUUCUCGACUGCGAGACAAGCGAGCCCACCGCAACCCUUGAUAUUAACAGUUUGCUGGCUGCGUCUGCUGCCAAGGUAACUUGGAACGAGAAGGCGGUCGAGAACAACCCACCCACCACUCGGACUUUGAGCAUUCCGAAGGAGAGAUUCCCUUACGUGGACGAAAAAUUCGUUGUUGGCUGCACUGGAGAAGCCGUCGAGCGCCAAAAGAAGACGAAAUGUACUGUGACGGUGACUGUCGCCGCCAGAGCGACAGUCACGGAAAAUCAGAAAGUCACGUGCGCCUACGGCUCCGGGAGUAAUACAAAACAUCAGGCCGCCGCCCUCAGCCCGUCAAACAACAGCUUUACCAUCUUGUGUGGAGACAAAGGCGAGAUUGUGCAGACCAACUACAAGCUGAAGUUCUGCCCCGUAAGCGACACAAAGGGUGCCGUCACCGACUGCAGCGAAGACUAUAAGACAGUUCUUCCAGGAUACGAAGAAGGCUGGUGGACUGGUGACAAUGCCAGGGGUUUUACGUUCACGGUUCCGAAGGACAAGUUUCCGCGGAACGAGGCGAAAUUUAUGAUCCAAUGUCAGAAGAGCAGUAAUGCUCGUGGUAACGGGAAAGCUGAACCAGACGCGGAGGCGCCCAGUGUGUGUAGUGUUGACGUGACGGUAGAAGGCAGUGGACAGGAGAGCUUAUCGCCUGCCUCUUCCUCCGUGGGUUCCACGGGUCUGCUGCUCUUGAUUGGAGCGCUCCCACAUAGAGAGUCCCAAGUGCCACAGGGUUUUAUCCUCACGCUCCUGCAGCCUCCAAGCUGCGAUCGCGUUUCUCGCAUUGUACCGGACUGCGCUUCGCCGAGAGGUCCAGAGCACUCAAGGCGCUUGUGCUACGAGAGCCAUCGAUGUUCUGACACCGUCUCGGAUCAGGCAGGGGGGACCAGGUGGAACUAUGCAGCGUCCACCUUCGAGAAGGGUCAGCGUAUCACGACCUGUACGUGCGAAGCGACGGACGGCAGCAAGCCGAUCCUUGACGGCAGACAAUUCGGAGACCUUGAGCGGGCUUAA